This is a messenger RNA of Stylophora pistillata, 472 nucleotides long. RefSeq lists its product as uncharacterized. NCBI's taxonomy places the organism in Eukaryota, Metazoa, Cnidaria, Anthozoa, Scleractinia, Pocilloporidae. The record is from RefSeq and is a predicted model, not a curated record.
CAACUGGAUAUGUUUUAAUUUGUACGUUGCAUCAAUGCAUCAAAUUAUUUCAGCAAACUAUCCUGUCGUACAAAAUAACCGCGUUUUAGUCGGUCAUUCUUUCAAAGAGUUCUACACCUCAGACUGGUUCAGCUGCGUUCAGUCCUGUUAUGACGAACCAGAAUGUAUCUCAUACAACUACCAGAGAUCAGGGAAUUACAUCGAUCUGUGUGAAUUGAAUGACAGUGGAGUUGAGGCGCUCUGCGACAGAGAUAAGUCACUUAUCUACUCAUCCGGCUUUGUAUUUCAACAGAUCAGAGAGACUAAGUUGUCCAAAGAUGAUUUGAAUAUCCAACACACUGGAUUAAUAGUCGAGCAGUCAACGGAGUCAACUACAGCGACAUCGGCAGACAUCGGGACACAAGCAAACUUGCUCUCGCCUCUAAUCAAAUCACCCAUUGAUUCAUAUUCAAGUGACAAAUCCAGACCUUGA